Molecule: messenger RNA, 4512 nt
Organism: Fomitopsis serialis
Lineage: Eukaryota; Fungi; Basidiomycota; Agaricomycetes; Polyporales; Fomitopsidaceae
Exons: 19
Coding region: 1-4512 (1503 amino acids)
Source: RefSeq, a predicted model, not a curated record
AUGCCCUGUACCACCCUGGGCGUAAAACCACCGAAGCGAUGGAGGCGGUGGCAUGGGAAAUGGCUGCGCAUGUCCCCCACUAACGCCGGCCCUGGCUGCGAGCGAUUAGAGGCGGGUGUAUCGCAACUCGGUGAGCCGACGCGGAAGGCGCCAGCAUCUGACGUGUGCACGGCGGGCGUCCUAGACCUGCUCAGGGCAGCUGGGCCUACUCGAGGCUCCCCGUACGCAUCGAUGUCCAUGUCUCGCAUCGUACGGCAGCGUGCACCGUCUGCUCGUCCCUCCCCCUCUCGUUCCCACUCUCGCAUGAGAGGUAGAGGGGACAGCAACUCACACAAGGGUACUGUUCAGAGACCUGAAGAUCGCGCUCUCUACCAGAUUGAAGUGGACAACAUUUACAAUUGCCCCACACAAGUCGCCCAUCCUUCUGGCCACCAGAAGUCUAGGGACCCUGACAUAAUUGAUCGCAAGGUCGAGGAGAACAAGGAUGCAGUCGAGCAACAUCAACUAACCUAUCCAGCUGUGGUCCACAAGGCCUUCGGUAACUUGGUCUCAGCUCCCGGUUUUCCGUACAUUCGCGACAUCGAUUGGCUAGUCAAGGACUUUACGAAGGAGGAUUGGGAGCAGCUGCAGCUAACGAUCAAGGAGGAGCAUCCGCAGUUGAUCUUUGUCAAGUACUAUUAUGAUCAAGAGGCGUGCACUCUCAACAUGAGCUCGCCGUUCUUUCUUCACGAGGACAUGAUACACGCGUUUGUUAAUUUGGUCAGGAGGAAAGUGGGCAUCUACGUGCCGCCCCAGUUCCUGCACCAAAUCUUUACUGCGGUCUUGCAACUGGCGCCCCAUCACCCUGUUCCUGGGGAGACCGAACAGGUCACAGUUCCGGACUCCGUCGUCAGCCUGGUGAUGACGGCUGGAACGUACCCGAUGGGCCUACUGGAGGUGUCGAAGUCUCAGGAUUUCCGGAAAGCUUUGCGUAAGCUCUACCACGCCGGGCGACAGCACAUCCUGAACACUAAAGAGAUACAAAUGUCAUUCCUGUUCUGCAUCAAUGCUGAGGAAUACCCGCCCUAUCACUCCCCCGACAAAGGCUUGAACGUGCGGGAAAGUGACCUGGCCUACGACGACCAGCAAUACGCGCAGCAGCUCUUGGACCACGGUGGGGUCAUACCCGGCAUAGGGCCUUGGAGCGCGGGAGGCCACAUGUUCUGCGGGGCGAUAGACAUGCACCUGUUCAACGUGGACCCACAGAGCACCAGGCAGAUGCGUACAUUGAAAAAAGGCAUCAAUAAUCAGUGGCCCCUUGAGAUGUGGGUUGAGCAGGGUAUAGCCAUCCCUGUCAAGCGCGACUACAACACCGCCCAGCUCAAACAUCAACACGCCAAGUUCCUUGAGGGCCUUCGCCAGGCCCUCGACAACCAGGUUUGCGCUAUGGCGGAGGUGAUGCAGCUCAAGCAGUCCAAAGACUUGUGGUGGCCGGCCGUACACAAGGCGUCAGACGAAGAUCAAGAUUACUUCAGAAAAGUCUACUGGCCCACUUUGACGAACAAGCCUAUUACGCUCGAGGAUGUCGAGAGCUUCAUCGACGAAUUGAUUACGGGCGCAGUAAACGCCAGAUCCCUGCCCUACGCACCUCAUGGUGACCGCAAAGGGUCUGAACAUGGGGGCAGCCUUGGACGAAAGCCUAACCCGCCUUCAGAAUCGGCCCGUGUCCUACAGCGGGCGUACCUCGCGGUGACGGGGGCUCGACCGCACGCAUGGCUGACGAUGACGAGGACCGCGGUAAAGGGAGCUCGACUAUGUAUAUGGAUGUGUCUGAUGAGGAGCAGGGAGACUAGGGAGGGACACCUCACUCUCAGCUCUUCGCCAGAUUGCGAAGGAAACACUCGUCGAGUCUCCGUGAGGUACGUUAAUUACACAACGGGUGGUCGAGCAAUAAUCAUUUCGUUUAAAUCUACCUAUUGCUACAUCCACAAACGUCUGGUCGCCUACGCAUGGCGCAGUAGUGAUCUGGAGAGGCCGCAACGAGUACAAAUUCGCGCGGACGAAAAGGUAAGGAUUAAUCCAUACAUUGCACCCCAAGUUUUAGCGCCCACCGCACUGCGUGCGACCGCCACCGCCACCACCUCCUCGUUGUCCUCGACCACUCCCGCUCUCUGGGCAGCCACCGCACGCACCCGUCUGGCAAACCAGACGCACGCGCCGUCCCAACGCGAAGGCAAACUUGCAUCCGCGACUGGCUGGCUGACCUGCCGCCGGUUCAGUCAACGGCAACCAACGACCUGGCACCUCGCGGUACCAGAUCACUACUUCCUUCCUCCCCGGCUCCUCACCUCUCCCCUCUCGUCUCGUGACUUGACUUGGGUGGCCUCUCUCUUGGGUCCAGCGCCAAGCAGCAAGACUGAGCGGACCACGGAGAACGCAGAGCGAGGAGGGCGUAAGGAGGAUAGGGAUUAUGAGCAGACAGAAAGGGAGAAGGAAGGGUUCGACAACGAGAGCAAGCCGGAGCACCUGGCAGGCUCGAUGAUUAUAGGUUGGAUACUUGAGGCACACAAGUUACUUUGUGGUGAAGGAACUGAAGAGAGAGCUAUGCUACUGUCCAUUCCCACGCAUGACUUGCUCUAUGCGGUACGCCCUUACAGGAUGUACCUCCUUCGCCGCCGCCUAUCCCUGUGCCCGCGCCAACACGCGUAUCGACGAACACGAAGGUCGUCGUGCGCCCUGUUGGCUACACAUCACACGCACGGGCCCUGGUACAACCUCCAGGUUGUACCGGGCAGAAUGCACGGCGACACCGUGGACGCGCAGAUCUGCGCGUUCGACGUGCCCUACGCUUCCAUGAAUGCGCCCAGAGCUGCAGCGACAAAUGGAACCUUUGUUGUGCACACUGGGGCCCACGAAGAUCGCGUGGCUGCGAUCCGGCAUGGCCUAAUGGUCGUACCUUCAGCUCUGCAAGAGGGCACGCCUGUGCUACGGGACGACCUCGCGGCCGUACCUUUCACUCUGCAAGGCGGCACGACGGACCCGCAGCGAUGCAUGUCCAACGUGCCCGGCUCAACUUUGACUGCCUGUUUCGCGGUGUUCCCUGACCUCUCGUCGAGCAGUUGCAGCGCGCGAUCAACUAUGUUUCAAAAUAAACUGCACGUCUUCACGGAAGUUCAGGCCCUCGGCCGCUCCAACGCAGCUGAACCCCAUUUGGCUCGGCUGGCCGAGGAGUGGGAGGACCCCGACGACCUCACUCGCGACUCAAUGUCUGGCAGGCAUACAAUACGUCCAACCGCAAUUCAAGGCGGCCCGCACAUCCUCACGGAAGUGCGAGCAUCCGGUACAAUCGAACCCCGCCUGGGUCAGCUAGCAGGAACGUGGAACAACCUCGAUCCACCCUCGGAUGGCCAGCACUCAUGUGCGGCCGCAGUCCAGGAUGACUUGCAACCCCUAACAACCACCACCUUCCUUGCAAUCCCGGCGACGCCGCGAGCUCGCCAUCCGACGCUGGCGCAGUCCCACCAAACGCGCAAGCUCGAAAUCGCAGCCGCAGUGCAGCAGCCGGUGCCUACGGAUCCCGACCGGCGAGAACGGCCUCCCGACCGUCAACCUGGCGAGAACUUCACAGUUCUCGCUGAUGGUUCGUUCCUAGGGACUCCCAUUCAACUCAAUAUCGACCUCUCAGCGGCCCCCAACAUCAGUGGCGACUACGACAAGCACAUCGAGAGAAGGAGGAGAGGGAUAGGGACAGAGGAGAGGGAUGAGAGUGCAGAGGCAGGAGGGGUAGACGAGGAACGUCUGGCAGAAGGAGGGGAAGGGGAAGGGUGCGGUAUAGGCAAGGAAGACGAGCAUACGUGCUCGAAAGAUGAAGGUGCGUCCCUGCUGGACGUGCCUCCCCCGCCUCUAACCCCACCAUCUCCUACACAGCCACCACCACUCGUGACGACCACGACAACCAACACGGUUGCCGUGGCGGUCACCAUGCACGUCGGUGGUACUGACGGCCCACGGGGCGACCUACAUGUCGCGACCGGCACGGUCACGCAAUGCGGUACGAUCGGCGAGCUCGCUCGGUCAACCAACGUACUCACCGUCAUUGUGGCUCACGCACAGAUAUCGGCCUUUUCGCGCGACAUCUAUGAUAGACUGAGGAGCUUGGCGGUGAAUUGGACUGCGAGUAGCCCACGGUCCUCGCCCCGCCGUCACCACCCCCCGUUCCUGUACCAAAUCUUCGUUCUCGCGGGUUCAGAGCCGUUUGGUGGCUUCCGGCUGCAGCUGGAAGAACGGAAAGCCCAGCCGACACGAGGGCAGGGAUCGACGGACGCAGCGUAUGGCGAGCGGGGCUUUGAGCAACCACCGCUUGCUUCAUGCCACCGCCAGUAUAUCGCGCGAAGACGUACUGGUUACGGAUCUCACAGAGACACGGACAUCAAGCCGUGGGCUCGACAUACGGGCCUCACGUCAGACAUCGAGACAGGUACCACCAGUACCGCGUGCAUCGAGCAAUCGACUCGACGUGCAGGAUACUGGUGA